Molecule: messenger RNA, 1221 nt
Organism: Apaloderma vittatum (bar-tailed trogon)
Lineage: Eukaryota; Metazoa; Chordata; Aves; Trogoniformes; Trogonidae
Product: mitoferrin-2
Exons: 2
Coding region: 97-630 (177 amino acids)
Biological process (GO): iron import into the mitochondrion
Cellular component (GO): mitochondrial membrane
Molecular function (GO): ferrous iron transmembrane transporter activity
Source: RefSeq, a predicted model, not a curated record
AGCCCCAGGGUCCCUCACCUCCUUCCCCUCACAUGUGGCAGUUCUUGUUUUGCAGGUGCAGCCGGGUGUGUAGCAACGUUGCUCCACGAUGCAGCCAUGAACCCUGCUGAAGUGGUCAAACAGAGGAUGCAGAUGUACAACUCGCCUUACCAGCGUGUGACGGACUGUGUGCGGGCUGUGUGGCGCAACGAAGGGGCCGGAGCUUUCUACCGCAGCUACACCACCCAGCUCACCAUGAACAUCCCCUUCCAAGCCAUUCACUUCAUGACCUACGAGUUCUUGCAAGAGCAGCUCAACCCCCACAGACAGUACAACCCAGGCUCCCACGUGGUCUCCGGAGCCUGCGCAGGGGCUGUCGCUGCUGCUGCCACUACACCUUUGGACGUUUGCAAAACACUGCUCAACACCCAGGAGUCGCUGGCCUUGAGCUCCAACAUCAGUGGACACAUCACAGGCAUGGCCAAUGCCUUCAGGACGGUGUACGAAGUGGGCGGCAUAACCGCCUACUUCAGAGGGGUCCAGGCGAGAGUCAUUUACCAGAUGCCCUCAACGGCGAUCGCCUGGUCCGUGUACGAGUUCUUCAAAUACAUCCUCACCAAGCGCCAGGAGGAGUGGCGGGCUGGGAAGUGAGCCAGAGCCAAAUGCUGUUCCAGGCCUGCUUCACCUCCCGUCCUGUUUUGUCUUCUGAACCCUCUGCCUUUUGGUUUGGUUUGUGUUGCAGAGAGGGGGCAAUGAAGCCCUUCGUGGUUUAGCGAUGCCAUUUUUUGCCUGUGGCUGCUGCAGCUCUGCUCAGGCUGCACAGCUUGCUCUCUCCCAGGGUCCUCCGAGAUGUCCUGCUGGGAGCUGCAGCCCAGGUCACAUCCCCUGGCACUUCGGUGGAGCUGUGCUCCUGUUCUUCCCUUAACCAGAACCUCCUCUCAUGCAAAGCUCACCCCUCCUUGGAGGGGAAGGUGAAUGUCCUGCCCUGCCUCUGGCAGGGCCAAGCUGAGCUCGCAGUCGCCAAGGAGGGAGCAGCGGCACUGCCCAGGAUGCUGGGAGCUUUAUCUGGCUUUUGGCUGAAGUAAAGUGUAAGCCUUGCCGUUGUCUUGUAGCACGCACAGUGAUGCUGACUGCCCCUGUGGUGGUGGGCGGGGAGGGAGGAUGGCACUUGAGGAGGGGAGCCUGUAGGUUUGUUCAUUGUUCCUGCUCUUGACACCUCCAAUAAAAAACAGUUCUGCUCUA